CGCAGUGGCUAGUCAAGGAAAAGACGUCAGGCUGCCUUUCCUAUUUUUUCCGCCGUUCCAACUAGCAGCGGCAUCUGUGCGUGCCGUACGUUUUGAGGACGACAUUUCAGCAUGCCAAUACAUUAUAAGCCGAAAUCGUUCCACGUAUGAGUACGGGCCUUUUUGUGACCAAGGCGGGAAAUUCAGCCCUACCAUAAAAUUUUGUUGCGAUGUGCUGGAAAAUAAAACAAGUGAACCAUGGCACGCCACCGGUAUUCUCUCUCCUAAUGGCGAAGGAAUAUUUUACGACCUUCUAUUCAUGGUAAUUUACGGCGUCUUCACCUUUCUCUACUUGCUCUACCGCGUCUCGGAACGUCCUUCGCGGAGCAGUCUUUUACCAAAAGCAAACGCAGCCAUCCCGAAAGACGAAGAUGUUGCAGCGGAGUGGACUGCCGUAGAGGAAAUAUGCCUGCAUAGAAACUUUUUCAACAAUAGCCUGGUAGCACAAAGGCUGCACAAAAACUACGGCGCGCUGCAUGUUGUUAAAGAACUCUCUCUUGCCCUGCGACCAGCUGAAUGUUUCGGCCUGCUCGGUGUCAACGGUGCCGGAAAGACGACAACGUUUCGAAUGCUGACCGCCCUCACCCCGAUGACAUACGGCGAAGCCUACAUGAGGGAGGUUGUGCUGUCUGAGGAACCACGCAAGUGGCAAUCCGGAAUUGGCUACUGCCCUCAGGGUGACGCACUGCUGGGGAAGCUGAACGCUUACGAGAACCUCUACCUCUUCGGGCGUCUCCGAGGUGUACCGGAAGAAAGCCUGCCCGAUGUAGUUUCGCAAAUCAUUGAAGUUACAGACUUACAAGAGCAUGCCGCCAAGAGGUGUGACUAUUACAGCGGUGGAAACAAGCGCAAGCUGUCCAUUGCGAUCGCCUUGGUCGGUCUACCUGGUGUUGUGUUCCUGGACGAGCCAUACGCUGGCGUCGACGUGCUGGCGAGGACGCGUAUCUACAUAAGGCUCACUGGCAUUAAGGAGCAAACGAAAUGCAGCAUGGUGCUUACGUCACACAGCAUGGAAGAGUGUGAGGUUGCUUGUGACCGGAUAUGCAUUAUGGUCCAAGGAACCAUGGUCUGCCUGGGAACACUGCAGCAUCUGAAGGACAAGUUUGGCAAAGGCUGCAGCAUCAAAUUCCUGCUUCACGACAAUGCAAACAUGAAGUCGCAGCAAAUAUUGGAGGCUGUGGGCAAGGUAUUUCCAGGCAUGAAGAUCUUGAAUAUCACACAAGAACAAAUCGAAAUUCGCACCCGUGAGAAGCUUCCGUGGAGCGUUCUUUUUCACCACAUUGAAUAUUUGGACAAGGAUAUCGGUUUCGAGCGAGUUCUUGCUUCGGAUACAACAUUGGAGCAGCUGUUUAUUGAGUUUGCCGAGAAAGGGCAAAAUGAAGAGUCAGUCCACAGUGUGUAAUCAGUGCCGUUAACAUCAUCGUUAGUACAGCGUUGGUGACAUCAAAACAAGCGUCCGUACAU
Messenger RNA from Rhipicephalus sanguineus (brown dog tick), 1503 nucleotides. Its product is annotated as phospholipid-transporting ATPase ABCA3-like. Gene Ontology annotation, molecular function: ABC-type transporter activity; ATP hydrolysis activity; ATP binding. Gene Ontology annotation, cellular component: intracellular membrane-bounded organelle; membrane. Gene Ontology annotation, biological process: lipid transport; transmembrane transport. The record is from RefSeq and is a predicted model, not a curated record. Lineage: Eukaryota; Metazoa; Arthropoda; Arachnida; Ixodida; Ixodidae. The transcript is spliced from 6 exons. The coding region runs from base 299 to 1441 and encodes 380 amino acids.